AGCGUAGUGCGUGGGGGGAGGUUAGAGGACGAUGCUACUGCGCUCGCGCUUGCCACCGUGGGGCUCAACCGGAUGCUGGUCGUCUGGUCGUCUGGGCCAUAACAGGUCGCGCGGCGAAACUCUCAUCCUCUCCUAUAAACUUCUAUGUAACGACAAAUAUAAUCUAUUCAAUUCUGAAAUUUUUUGUCGAUUUCUUCCGAGAAAUCCAACGGUUCUUUCAGAAUGUUGCAGUGCAGGUUGCCGUUGAAGAGAUUGAAAGCCCAAUGUCAGAUGGGAAAUUUUAGUUGGACGCGCGUCCGCGGGAAGAAACGCCGCAUGACGUCAUGCGACGUCUCUUCCACCGUACGCGCGUCCGAAUUAAAAAAGGGAGAGGCCAUGCGGUGGCAUGCUUUUCUCGGACUCGAGAGCAUUCGGCAUUCGGCUUUACAAGGGAGCGUUCCCGCCAGUUUUACUCCUCGCGUUCUGAGAGCAACGAAUGCUCGAUUCCGCCCUAGCAUUUGCUGUUCUCGAGAGCCUCCGUCGAAUCGUGUCUUGAAUUCUUGCGUUUCGUUGCCACGGCUUUGAGAUCUUCCAUCUUUGCAGGAUUCAUUGGAACUGGAGGUCGCUUGUUUGCUCUUGCGACGAAUUUCGAGCGUUUUCGGCAGAGUUCGUUGCCACGGCUUUGAGGUCGUCCAUCUUUGCAGGGUUUCUGGUUUCUUUGUGCCGCGGACAUGGCUUACAAACGGAAGGAGGAGGAUGUUCCCCCUGACGAUGGUCAGAAGGGAAAGAAGAUGAAAGUGGAGCCCGCUGUUCGAGUGAAGGAGGAGGUGGAAGUAGGAAGUUUUUCGAUUCACGAGGGAUUUGAAUCUACGACGGAUAUCUCCACCUCUGUGACAGACGGCGAGGAGAAUGUUCCGGAUUUGAUGGAUGUCGACGAUGACUGGGAGGAGCCCGUAGAGGAGGAAAACGACUACGAACAAGAAAGGGCAAGAAUCAUGGAGGAAAAUAGGACGAAAUUGCAGAUGUUGGGGCUUUUGCUCCCAGCAGAAAGUUCACCAAAGCGCACACGCGUAAGGGCUGCAAAUCGCAAGUCAGAAUCAGAGUUGCCGCUACGUCGCUCAGGACGGGUUGUGAUUCCACUUUAUGUUCUUCCUAGAGCGCGAACCUCAUGCAAGAAUUCGCAUCAUCAGACGCGCAAAGCUGCUGAAGGCCGGGUUAGAAGGAUACAUGAUCCUGAGUUCGGGAGGAGCUGCCAUCAAUGCAGGCAAAAGACUCUGGGUCCUCGAACCAGCUGCGUGAAAUGUAAAGCGGGAUGCGGACAGUUCUGCACAGAUUGUCUACGAAGCAGGUACGGAGAGAAUAUGGCGGAAGCCACAUCCAACAAGAACUGGGAGUGUCCCGCGUGCAGAGGUAUCUGCAAUUGUUCAAUUUGCAGACACAAGCUAGGACUUCCUCCUACGGGCCAAAUUUAUCAUCGAGCAGUUGAACAAGGCUACAAAAGUGUAGCUCACUACCUUUGCAAGGAUAAAGGUGACCGUCCACUCUUUCUUAAGAGUGCAAGCAGAGAAGAGCAAGGAAAAGAUGAUGAUAUCGAGCCGGCGACUCCCUCUCCUGAGCAGAGACCUCCUAGAGGCAAUCCCCGAAGAUCUGAGUCAAGUAUGGACUCAUGCUCAAAGAGAGAAGCCCAUAAUGUCCUUCGACCAGUAAGGCGAUCAUUGCGACUCACAUCACAUCGUCCAUUUUCGCAACCGGAAAAUGAGUUGAGCAGCGUGUCUGAGUGUGCUGGCGAGGUUAUAAAUUCUAUCGUGGAGGACGGAAACACAUGUACGACUCUUCCUGUGACAAAAGUGAAUGAUAAAGAUUCUGGUGCCCAGCGUGCAAUGUCGGUGGAUUUGGAAGAAAUAUCCACGGCUAAUGACAGGGCUUGCAAGAAAGAGGUUCCGAGGGAACCAAUUGUUAGGAGACUUAGAAAGAAAAACCCUAUAAAUUACAAGAAGUUUUUGUAGCAGGAUAGGAUUUUGUUAAUCAUUUCAGUGAUAGUAAAACCUUGAUGAUGACUCAUCACUGAUGAGUGAUUGUACUCGCAGCCCAACUCGCUGAUUGGAAGUUGGAUCUUGAAACUGGAAAUCUAAGUAUUUGUCGAGCAUGUAUCGUGUGGAAUCAUGUUUAUUGUGGAAUCAUGUUUGCUGAAGUUCUCAACUUAAACGUCAUUUCCAGCAAGCAUGUGGACGUGCCUUCAAAGCAUUUACCCUACCUCCACAUCUUAGGUAGCUUUCAACGUAACAGGUAGCCAGGUAGUCGCGAUUUAAACACACAUAGAUAAUCCGCUGCAAGGCUUUAUCUUGCAUCUGCACCUCCUCAUCGAAAGAAAUUCUUGUAGUUUGAGAUCUGAAUUUGAUAAUAUCCUUAGUAUCACGGCCAUCAAAAAGUGAAUAGCUUUCACGAAGAGGAAGUGACUAGCUCUGAUGUGGGUCAACGUGUGUGCAUUUCGAAACAUUCAGCC
Molecule: messenger RNA, 2482 nt
Organism: Marchantia polymorpha subsp. ruderalis
Lineage: Eukaryota; Viridiplantae; Streptophyta; Marchantiopsida; Marchantiales; Marchantiaceae
Source: the annotation of a GenBank genome assembly